Lasiodiplodia theobromae is the source of this 1191-nucleotide messenger RNA. RefSeq names its product Extracellular aldonolactonase protein. The coding region runs from base 1 to 1191 and encodes 396 amino acids. The record is from RefSeq and is a predicted model, not a curated record. The transcript is spliced from 3 exons. NCBI's taxonomy places the organism in Eukaryota, Fungi, Ascomycota, Dothideomycetes, Botryosphaeriales, Botryosphaeriaceae. Gene Ontology annotation, molecular function: 6-phosphogluconolactonase activity; protein binding.
AUGCGUCACUUCAACUCCCUACUUCUCUCCACUGCGCUGGGAGCCAACGCCAUCAACCUUUACGCAGCCACGUCGGAUGGAAACGUCACCUCUCUUUCUCUGACCGUUGGCGACAGCGGCAACAAUCUUACAGUCUCCAGCAAGACUGCCUGCGGCGCCAAUGCGUCAUGGCUGACCUUUGACUCCAAGACCCGGCUACUGUACUGUCUGGAUCGUGGAGUUUCGUCCUCUACGAAUGGAUCCAUGAACUCUUAUUCAGCUUCGGCUGAUGGAGUUUUGACGAGCAUCGACUCUGUCACCGCACCCCUCUCUGGUGUCAGUCACGAAGUCUUUACCAACGAAGCUGGCAAGCGUGGCUUUGCUACCGCAUCAUACAACCGGAGUUCGAUCUCCGUCAUCGGCCUGGGAGAGGAUGGUGCCCUCGACGAGCCCCUUCAAAUCAUCUAUCCGACCCUCGAGACCACCGGUCCCGUGACCGCCCGCCAAGACAGAUCGUACAUGCAUCAGGUGCUUGUCGACCCCCAGGGCAAGUAUCUCGUCAUGAACGAUCUUGGCGGCGAUCGCACCAGGAUUCUGAAGUGGGAUGCCGAGAACCUGGCCCCUCUCACCGAGUUGGAGCCUCUGCGUACCGAUCCUGGAUCCGGUCCCCGUCAUGGAGUUUUCUGGAAGUCGCCCACCUCUGACGACUUGUUUUAUUUCGUUGUCGGCGAGCUGUCGCAAUACGUCUACACGUACAAGAUUACCUACACCGAUGCUGGCCUGACGGGAACCAAGAUCUUUGAGAUUCCCGGACUGGGAUUCGAGAAUGAGGUCCCCGCUCUGACGUCCCCCCUGUCCGAGAUUGCGCUUUCGCCGGACAACAAGUUCCUCAUCGUCUCCCACCGUGAUGUGUCCUUUGCCAACUCCACCAAGACUGCCUCUGGCCCCUCGGACACCCUCUCCACCUUUACCAUCAAUGACGACGGCACCCUUGACCUCCUCCAGCUUGCCCCAUCAGGUGGCUGGUCCCCGCGCCAUUUCGCCCUCAACAAGGCGGGCGAUCUCGUUGCCGUCGGUCACCAGAACAACAGGACUGUUGUCAUCUGGGAGCGUAACCUGGAGACUGGCAAGAUUGUCACUGCUGAGGAGGGUGGUCCCGUCGGUAUCGUUCAGCUCUCGGGGGCUGUUGUCGCCACCAUCUGGGAUGAGUAG